Messenger RNA from Symbiodinium necroappetens, 750 nucleotides. NCBI's taxonomy places the organism in Eukaryota, Dinophyceae, Suessiales, Symbiodiniaceae. The record is from the annotation of a GenBank genome assembly.
AUGGAAGCUUCACGUGCAUGCCGAUGGCGCCGCAUAGCUGCCAAGCGAGGACAAUUUCCGGCGGUGGCCAUGGCUGCCAUAUUUCUGGGAGCUGUUCGGCCGACUUUCGUGCUUAACAGGCCUUUCUCUCGACGGUCGGUCCUGGGCGUUGUUGGAGCGGGCGUUGCGAUCACAGAGGAGCCGGUAUUCGCCGAAUCUCCAGACAGUCUAGACAGUGUCUUGCUGUUCUCGAAUGCGGUUGCAGCAUCAAAGGCGCAAAAGUUCAGGACGAACACUUCGGCACGCGAUGUCGCUGCAUAUUGUGUGCACACGGCUCCCGACGCCAAUCGCAAGUUCACAUGUGUGGUGCAAACGACCACGAGAACGCGAAUUUACCAGCAACAUGUAGAGAUAUGUAGAGGUAUGACAGGCGCCUGCACAGCCUCGGGCUUGGUGUCGAGGAUGGUUUUUGCAUGUUUUAGCUGCAAUCUGGAAAUGUUGCUCGUGCGUGGAAUUAUCUCGUUUCAUGACGUUGCGAGGGCGCGUGGUGCAAUUUUUUCGCUCAUGCCUGCUUCCCUUCGUGCAUGCCCAGGCCGCGGCCUUUGCAAGAGAAGCGUCUGGCAAGCUGGCCAGCCGCCGGCUGACCCGCCUUCGGCAUCACGUGUUCACGUCAUCGCCCAUCGGAAUCGACGUAGCAAAGCGCACGUUGGAAUUCCGCAUCGUGGCAGCGCAUGUCGGUUUUCAUGCUCCCGGCUAGGUGGACCGUUGUGA